GUCCCGGUCCUCCUGACCCGGAUGUAAAUCCGCAGCGGACAUGCUGGUGGCGCCGUGUGAUUCCUGACGACAUGCGGGCGAUUUCUGGAGGUUUCCCAGCGGUGCUGUGCUGAACUAACCGGGCAGAGACCCGCAGAAGAGACGGCCUUCAGUACGAUGUUCCACAGCUCUUCCCUGGCAGAACCGAAGAAGCCAAGCGACUGUGAGGAACGUUAACCCCGCAUGGCCUGCCAGUCUGCCUCUGCAGUCAUGGACGAGCAGGCGCUGCUGGGGCUCAAUCCGAACGCCGACGCCCCCUACAGGCAGAGGGCUCUGGCGUACUUCGAGCAGCUGAAGCAGUCUCAGGACGCCUGGGAGGUCUGCGCCGACGCGCUGGCUAAAGGCAUCUACAGUGACGACCACGUCAAGUUCUUCUGCUUCCAAGUUCUUGAGCAUCAGAUCAAGUUCAGACAUGCAGGCCUGACGGCGCCUCAGCAGCAGCUCAUCAGGGAGACGCUGAUGAAGUGGCUGCAGACUCAGCUGAUGAUCACCCAGCCGGAGAAGGCCUUCAUCAGGAACAAGGCGGCGCAGGUGUUCGCCCUCACCUUCGUCAUGGAGUACCUGACUCUGUGGCCCAAGUUCUUCUUCGACAUCCUCAACCUGGUUGGUCUGAAUCCGCACGGCGUCGACAUCUACCUGAGGACGCUGAUGGCCAUCGACGCCGAGGUGGUGGACAGAGACAUCCUGCACACGCCUGAGGAAACCCGCAGGAACACUCUGAUCAAAGACUCCAUGCGGGAGCAGUGCAUCCCCAGCCUGGUGGAGUCCUGGUUCCAGAUCCUGUCGGCGUACCAGCGGACCCACCCGGAGCUCACCUGUCAGUGUCUGGAGGUGGUGGGCGCCUACGUGUCCUGGAUCGACCUGAACCUCAUCGCCAACGACCGGUUCGUGAACCUGUUGCUGGGUCAGAUGUCCAUGGAGGACCUGAGAGAGGAGGCCUGCGACUGCCUGUUUGAAAUAGUCAACAAGGGAAUGGACCCGGUGGACAAAACCAAGCUGGUGGAGUCGCUGUGCCAGGUUCUGCAGUCGGCCGGGUUCUUCAACAUAGAACAGGAGGAGGACGUGGACUUCCUGGCCAAGUUCUCCCGGCUGGUGAACGGGAUGGGUCAGAGCCUGGUUCUGAGCUGGACCAAGCUGGUGAAGUCCGGCAGCGCGAAGGAGGCGGCGGAGACGCUGCAGGCGGUGGAGGCCAAGGUUCCGCUGCUGCUUCAGCUGCUGCUGCACGAAGACGACGACAUCUCUGCCAACAUGGUGGGCUUCUGCUACGACUACCUGCACGUCCUCAAACAGCUUCCACAGCUGACGGAGCAGCAGAAGGCGAACGUGGAGGCCGUCAUGCUGGCUGUGAUGAAGAAGCUGACCUAUGACGACGAGUACAACUUCGAGAACGAGGGGGAAGAUGAGGCCAUGUUUGUGGAGUACAGGAAGCAGCUGAAGAUGCUGCUGGACCGCCUGGCCCAGGUGUCCCCAGAGCUGCUGCUGGAAGCCGUGCGCCGCGUCUUCACCAGCACCAUGCAGACGUGGCAGGCGGCGCCGUUUAUGGAGGUGGAGGUGGCCAUCCGGCUGCUCUACAUGCUGGGAGAGGCUCUGCCGGCGUCCCACGGCGCCCACUUCUCCGGCGACACGGCUAAAACCAGCGCCCUGCAGGACAUGAUGAGGACGCUGGUGUCCUGCGGCGUCAGCAGCUACCAGCACUCCUCCGUGUCUCUGGAGUUCUUCGAAACGGUCGUCAGAUACGACAAGUUCUUUGUGGUGGAGCCUCAGCACAUUCCCAAUGUUCUGAUGGCGUUCCUGGACCAGAGAGGACUGAGACACAACAGCCCGAAGGUCCGGAGCCGAGUGGCCUACCUGUUCUCCAGGUUCAUCAAGACCCUGCACAAACACAUGACGGCGUUCAUCGAGGACAUCUUGACCAGGAUCCAGGACCUGCUGGAGCUGGCUCCUCCUGAGAAUGGCUUCCCAGCGCUGCUUACCAGCGACGACCAGCUCUUCAUGUUCGAAGCGGCCGGCGUUCUGAUCGUUAGCGGGGAAAGUCCGAUGGAGAGGAAGCAGGUUCUGAUGCGGAGCCUCCUGGCGCCGCUGAUGGACGCCUUCCGCCUGCUGCUCGCCAAGCUGUUGCAGGAGACGGUGGAGGAGCGGCAGGUCACCCUGGCAGACGCCCUGAGCCACGCCGUCGGCUUCGCCAGCCGGACCAGCAAAGCGUUCAGCAACAAGCAGACGGUGAAGCAGUGCGGCUGCACCGAGGUCUACAGGGACUGUCUGCAGAACUUCCUGCCGGCGCUGAGCUGCCCGGUCCAGCGGGGGGUUCUACGCGGCGCCGUCCGCUCCUUCCUGCACCGCAUGAUCAUCUGCCUGGAGGAGGAGGUGCUGCCCUUCAUCCCCGCCGCCUCGGAGCACAUGCUGAAGGACUGCGAGGCCAGAGACCUGCAGGAGUUCAUCCCACUCAUCAGCCAGAUCACCGCCAAGUUCAAGUGCCAGGUGUCGCCGUUCCUGCAGCAGAUCUUCAUGCCGCUGGUUCUGGCCAUCUUCGAGGUUCUGGGCCGACCCGCCGAGGAGAACGACCAAACAGCGGCGCUGGAGAAGCAGAUGCUGAGGAGGAGUUACUUCAGCUUCAUCCAGACCAUCGCAGGGAGCGGCAUGAACGAGGUUCUGGCCAACCAGGGAGCAGAAAACGUGGAGCGGGUUCUGUUCACCAUCAUCCAGGGCGCCGUGGAGUUCCCCGACCCGAUCGCCCAGAAGACCUGCUUCAUCAUCCUGUCCCGGCUGGUGGAGCUGUGGGGAGGGAAGGACGGCAUGGUGGGCUUCCCUGACUUCAUCUACAAACACAUCGUCCCGGCGUGUUUCCUGGCUCCGCUCAAACCCACCUUCGACCUCUCUGACGCCCAGACGGUUCUGACGCUGUCGGAGUGCGCUCUCACACUGAAGAUGAUCCAUCUCAAAAGGGGGUCCGAGUUCAUCCAGUUCCUGCAGCACGAGUACCUGCCGUCCCUGCAGGUUUCCCCUGAGAUCUCACAGGAGCUGGGUCAGGUCCUGCAGCAGCCCGACGUCAAAGUUCUGAAGAACUACAUCAAGGCGUUCUUCCAGAGAGCCAAGCUGUGAUACCGGACCUCCAACCGGACCCAAGAACUAAACUCUCCGCUCAGCACGCAGGAACUCGGCACUUAUUCAGGAACUGUGGAAGUAGAACGGGUCGGCGCUCCGGGCCGCCUGACAGCUUGGAGGUUCUGGACUCGGAGCAGAAGAACCAGGAGAAAGGAAAAGUUCUGGAUCAGACGAGCAGAUGGCGUCUCACCCCCGAACCCUGAGUUCUUCAGAAAACGGGCCGAACAGAACCGGGUUGAAAACCUUUUAGUUUUUUUUUUGUUUUUUUGGUUGAGUUUGCAGUGGAAACAUUCAACCCAUCCUCUCUGUCCAGAACCAGAACCUUCUGGACUCCAGAACCAUCUCCAUCUCGCUGUGGAUCCUCCAUAGGUUCUGAUGGAUCGGAGGAACAAAGUGUAAAUAGAGAAGUUCAGACUGUAAAUAAAAGAUCCUAGCUUUAGUUUUUUUAAUAAUUCAUCUCAUCUGGAAGUUUUGUACGGAAGCCCAUGAAGGCCAAGAUUAAACAGCCAGUUAAUGUGUUAAAGAGGAACUCAUUCUGAUUUUUCCUUUGAAUGUUUACAUGAAAAUAUUUUCUGUUACUUUGAUCGAAACGAGUUAAACUCUGAUGAGAGUCGGACCGUUGGAGGAUUUUUAUUUCAUUUAUUUAUCAUGUUGCCGUUUUAUUCUGGAACUCUGUGAAGUUCCUGUAGAUCUCAUUUCAUCUUAAAAUAAUGUAGAUUAUUUUUAAGCCCCGUUUCAGCCCGAAGAAAGUUUUUGUUUAGAUUAAUUCGAUAUUUAAUUUGGGAAAAUUUCGGUUAUCUUGACCCAAAUAUUGUAAAAGGAGACCGAACGGCUCAGAAGCAUUGCUUCAGUUUGGUUGUGAUUUUUAUCCAUGUGUCUGAGGGCCCAAAUGUGCCAUGAUUAAAACUGCAAUCAUUAAAAUGAGUCACCUGCCAGUGAUUUAUUGAAAUAAACUCAUGGUUAAAGCCUUUUUACUGACCUGAUUAGUCCCAUAUAAGCAGAAGCUGUAAGCCCCGCCCACUAGCUGCUAUCCUGAGCUGGAAAUACAUUUUCUUGAUUUGUUAGAAUUAUAAUCAUCCAUCUAAAUCACUCAAAUCAAGUUACUCCUAUUUAUAAAAGGUGUUUUGGUCAAGAUGGGCUCAAAUGAGGAACUGAUCCUCUUCAUUGUUGAAAAACAAAAUGCAGAUUUUGACCAUAAAAUAUGGGCAACUGUUGCACCAUGUUCUGUGAGCCUUAGAGAUGGGAGAGUUGUGCCAAGAAAAGAUCAAGAAACUCUGGGAUUGUUAGGAAAAAGCUUAUUGAUUGAGAGGUUGUCCUCCAUGUUGUUCUGCUAACCAUGUGAAAUGGGAUUCUUAAUCUAAAGCCUGUUUUUAAUCAUAUGAAUUUGAUUCCUAACAGAUGUCAGCUUUUGGUUUAAAGGAUUGAAGCUGAGUAGAGAGUAGAGGUCUGGGCAUUUAUUUGCAUUUGCAAUAUAAUCUCAAUUUAUAAAAAUGCAUUUUUCAAAUCGCAGAUGCACUCUGAUUUUUAGUCACAAUACAAUUCACAAAAGUAAUUCUAAAUUUCUCCCUUCAGGAGGCAGUAAAUGGAUUAAAGGUGGUAGGAAGCAUUGUGGCACAAAAGGGAACAAAGACUUGCAGCUAGAUUUAGUCAUUAUAGUGGACUACGCUGGGUAAAGUUCUCAGUCAUCCAGGUUAUUGUCAUUCAUAAAAAGUUAAAAACAAUCCACUGAACUUUGUUUCCAAGUUUGAAGAUGUUUCGCUUCCCAUCCAGAAAACUUUUUAAAAUCAAAAUGUCAGAAAUGGCUUUGAGUUCGAGGCUCUUAUACAGCAGCCCAACAAAGCCUUUAGACAAGAUGCUAAUUGAAACAGACGAAUGUUGAAUUGCUAUCUGAAUAGUGCUGGCAGUUAGGAAGGAGUAGAGCUGCAACCAGGAAGCUUCAUU
This is a messenger RNA of Cyprinodon variegatus (sheepshead minnow), 5082 nucleotides long. RefSeq names its product exportin, tRNA (gene xpot). The record is from RefSeq and is a predicted model, not a curated record. Gene Ontology annotation, biological process: tRNA re-export from nucleus; intracellular protein transport. NCBI's taxonomy places the organism in Eukaryota, Metazoa, Chordata, Actinopteri, Cyprinodontiformes, Cyprinodontidae. Gene Ontology annotation, molecular function: tRNA binding; small GTPase binding. Gene Ontology annotation, cellular component: nuclear matrix; cytoplasm; nuclear pore. The coding region runs from base 223 to 3138 and encodes 971 amino acids. The transcript has 25 exons.